CUGUCAAAUUAUGGGAGUUGAUGAGAAAAAGAAACCAAAGAUCACUUUAUAUGAACAUGUGAAUUUUAAGGGCAGGUCUAAAACAUUCACGGAAGCGAAUGACAAUUUGAUAGAUGAAGGAUUCAAUGAUUAUUCAUCAAGUGUAAUCGUAGAAGGAGGAGUAUGGGUAUUGUACCAACACUGUAACUAUACAGGAAAUGUUUGUGUAGUAAUGGAAGGUGACAGAACCAAUCUCUUGAACUGUAGAGGAGAUAAAGGCACAAAAAUUCAUGAUUUUAAUGAUGUUGUUUCAUCUUUAAAGCCAUUGAACUACGAUUUUACUGAAGAGCCAAAGUGUACCGUUUACAUACAUGGUUUUGAAGGUCGUUCCUUAGAAUUCACAGAUGACAUUUUGGACCUUGGGUGGUAUAAAAUGAGCAAUCAAAUAUCCUCCAUCAGGGUGCAUAGUGGAGCAUGGGUUGGGUAUGAUAUGGUUAAUUUCCAUGGAACACACUCUCUCUACUUGAAAGGGGACCAUAUCAUGUCAUCCACAGAAGGAGGAUUUAGAAAUGACCAGCUAUGUUCACUAAGAGCCCUACACAUUACGGACACUAUUCCUUUAAUUGUUGAUAAAAUAGAGUUUCAUGCAGGAGGACAUCGUACUUUAAAACCCACGACUGUUUUGUCUUGGACGCAGAAAAACAACACCGAUAUCAAACAAAAGCUGUCUAUCAGUAAGGAAAAGAUCAUCACAACUGAAAAUACAUACCAAUUUCGCUGGGAUACUGGAGCUAAAAUUUCAUUUGACAUGACUACUGAAAUAUCAGCCGAUUUGGAGGCAGCUUUGGGAGUUCCCUUGUCGGUCAGCGUAUCAAUGGCCAUCGGUAUGGAAGCGCACUUAAACAUCGGGAAAACACUCGAAAGAAAAAUUUCAAAAACAGAAAAAUGGAAUGUUCAGUAUCCAACAGAAAUUCCACCUAAAUCUGAGAUAACGUUGACAUCAUACAUUACAAAGGGGAAGAUGGAUAUUCCGUUUACAGCCCACUUUCACAAAGGAGAAAAAAGAUGGACAGAGACUGGCACAUACUUCGGAACACAAUACUUCGGUUUUGUUACAGAUAUUCAACAGAAAACUUUAGGUUAAACCCAAACCUCAGUACUGAUAAUUUAUCGCUUCUGAUUUUUUAUUCAACAUGAUUGAGAUUUGUAAAAUCUGUAGAUUCAACUCAUUAACCCAUGCAAAAACAAUAUUCUCUGUUUGAAAUGAAUUCCAAAUAUGUCAAUUUUUAUUUAUAAAAACAAAAG
Messenger RNA from Mytilus trossulus (common blue mussel), 1284 nucleotides. Its product is annotated as epidermal differentiation-specific protein-like. Gene Ontology annotation, biological process: lens development in camera-type eye; visual perception. Gene Ontology annotation, molecular function: structural constituent of eye lens. The transcript is spliced from 8 exons. The coding region runs from base 11 to 1123 and encodes 370 amino acids. NCBI's taxonomy places the organism in Eukaryota, Metazoa, Mollusca, Bivalvia, Mytilida, Mytilidae. The record is from RefSeq and is a predicted model, not a curated record.